AAAAAGAGAUGGAAAAGAAAAGCACGGAAGCAUAGAUAGCAAGAAGGGGGAGAAGGAAGGAAGGAGCCCAUUCCUGUUCCUCUACCACCGAACACGCGCUUUCCACCCGCGCUAACCUGCGCACCCCCGCUCAUUAUCCUGCGCACCCUCUCUCUUUUCAGAUUCCUCGUGGCGCCCCCAUUGGGAAAGGUUCCGGCGCUGGGGGCCUAGGGUUAGGGUUUCUGAGAGAUGUUGGAUGCACCAGCCAUUCAUGAGUCUUAUCGCGCACUGUUGGAAGCCGUUCGGGCUCGCCGCUGACGACGCCUCCGCCGCCAAUGCCGGACGAGAAUGCAAAGACGGCCUCCUCUGCUUCCGCGACAUCGGAAAACUCUCCGCCGGCGAUUUCUCCAUGGCCGUCGUCCAGGCCAACCAGGUCCUCGAGGACCAGUGCCAGAUCCACUCCGGCACCUUCGGCACCUUCCUCGGCGUCUACGACGGCCACGGCGGCCCCGAUUGCUCCCGCUACGUUUGCGAUAACUUGUUCCGUAAUCUCCAAGCGGUAUUGUUGGCUGAGUCACGCAGUGUUGUGACGGCUGAGGACAUUCAACAGGCGUUCCAGCGGACUGAGGAAGGGUUCACGGCGCUUGUUUCUGAGCUGUGGAGCACUCGGCCGCAGAUUGCCACUACCGGGACGUGUUGUUUGGUUGGAGUUAUUUGUCGGCAGACGCUCUUUGUAGCGAAUCUCGGAGAUUCCCGUGCCGUGUUAGGUAGGAGAGUUGGCAACACCGGUGGGGUGGCUGCGAUUCAGCUGUCGACGGAGCACAAUGCGAAUAUUGAGGCUGUUAGGCGGGAGCUUAAGGAAUUACACCCGGAUGACCCCCAGAUUGUUGUUCUCAAACAUGGGGUGUGGAGAGUAAAGGGCAUUAUUCAGGUUUCUAGAUCUAUAGGUGACGUAUAUAUGAAACAUGCGCAGUUUAACCGGGAACCCAUUAAUGCAAAAUUCAGACUUCCUGAACCAAUGAACAUGCCUUUCUUGUCUGCUAAUCCAACUAUUAUUUCUCAUCCUCUCCAACCAAAUGAUUCCUUCCUUAUAUUUGCAUCAGAUGGUUUAUGGGAGCACCUUAGUAAUGAUCAAGCAGUGGAAAUUGUUCACAGCAGUCCACGAGCGGGUAGUGCCAAGAGACUGGUGAAGGCUGCCCUACAAGAAGCAGCCAGAAAACGUGAAAUGCGAUAUUCAGACCUUUAUAAGAUUGACAAGAAGGUUCGUCGCCAUUUUCACGAUGAUAUAACUGUCAUUGUUUUAUUCUUAAACCACGACCUUAUAUCCAGAGGCGCAGUUCUAAAUCCGCCACUCACAAUUCGAAGUGCUCUCGAUCACUGACUCUUGUGAUUGUAAACAUGCUUCUCUUAUACGGGUGUUCUGGCAACUCUGCCAAUACCAGAAAAUACACCAUUGGCACGUUGCUUGAAUAUACCAUUCAUAGUGCUGGCACGUAUGGUUACACUGAUACCCAGACAAUUAUUGAUGACGCUCGAACUUGUAACACUUGUUAGAAAUUUAUCCAUGAAAAUGAAAAGUAAAAAAAAAAAAAAAAUCAAAAAGUAACUUUUGAUUA
Molecule: messenger RNA, 1595 nt
Organism: Cajanus cajan (pigeon pea)
Lineage: Eukaryota; Viridiplantae; Streptophyta; Magnoliopsida; Fabales; Fabaceae
Product: putative protein phosphatase 2C 42
Biological process (GO): protein dephosphorylation
Molecular function (GO): cation binding; protein serine/threonine phosphatase activity
Source: RefSeq, a predicted model, not a curated record